Messenger RNA from Athene cunicularia (burrowing owl), 2591 nucleotides. It is a transcript of the gene NEFH, whose product is annotated as neurofilament heavy. NCBI's taxonomy places the organism in Eukaryota, Metazoa, Chordata, Aves, Strigiformes, Strigidae. Gene Ontology annotation, biological process: axon development. Gene Ontology annotation, molecular function: structural constituent of postsynaptic intermediate filament cytoskeleton. The transcript is spliced from 4 exons. The coding region runs from base 1 to 2061 and encodes 686 amino acids. The record is from RefSeq and is a predicted model, not a curated record. Gene Ontology annotation, cellular component: axon; neurofilament.
AUGAAGCACCCAGAGAAGCCCUUGGCUUCUGUGCUGCCAGAGGAGCCCGUUCCCCUGGGGAGGGAGAGUGCCUCGCAGCCACGCCGGCGCACCACGGGCUCUGCUGUGAGGCUGGACAAGCUCUCGGAGGUUGCCAAGGUGAACACGGACGCCAUCCGCUUGGCCCAGGAGGAGAUCUGUGAGUACCGCCGCCAGCUCCAGUCCAAAACCACCGAGCUUGAAGCCCUCAAAGGGACCCAGGAGUCACUGGAGAGGCAGCGACAGGACUCAGAGGAGCGCCAUCAUGCAGAUGUCCUGUCCUACCAGGAAACCAUCCAGCAGCUUGACAGUGAGCUGAGGAACACCAAAUGGGAGAUGGCAGCUCAGCUCCGGGAGUACCAGGAUCUGCUCAAUGUCAAAAUGGCCCUGGACAUUGAAAUUGCUGCCUAUCGAAAGCUCUUGGAAGGAGAGGAAUAUCGGAUUGAGUCUGGCUAUGGGAUGCUCUCCUUCCCCGAGGUGGUCCCUAAGGCUCCCAGCAUCACCACCGACAUCAAGGUGAAGAGUGAGGAGAAGAUCAAGGUGGUGGAAAAAUCUGAGAAGGAAACGGUGAUUGUGGAGGAGCAGACAGAGGAAAUCCAGGUGACCGAGGAGGUCACAGAGGAGGAGGAGGCAGCUGAGAAAGAAGCUGAAGAGGAGGAAGAAGAGGAGAAGGCUGAAGCAGAGGGUGAAGAGGAGGCCAAGUCUCCUGAAAAAGAGGUCAAGUCCCCAGCAAAACCUGCAACCCCCUCAAAGGAGGAGGCCAAGAGCCCAACUGUCAAGUCCCCUGAAAAACCACCAACCCCCUCAAAGGAGGAGGCCAAGAGCCCAACUGUCAAGUCCCCUGAAAAACCACCAGCCCCCUCAAAGGAUGAAGCCAAAAGUCCAACAGUGAAGUCACCAGAGAAACCUGUGACCCCCUCAAAAGAGGAGGCCAAGAGCCCAGCCAUGAAGUCUCCAGAGAAACCCCCAACCCCCUCAAAGGAGGGAGCCAAGAGCCCAGCUGUGAAGUCUCCAGAGAAACCCCCAACACCCUCAAAGGAGGGGGCUAAGAGCCCAGCUGUGAAGUCUCCAGAGAAACUGCCAACCCCCUCAAAGGAAGGAGCCAAGAGCCCAGCUGUGAAGUCUCCAGAGAAACCUGCAACCCCCUCAAAGGAGGAGGCCAAGACUCCAGCUGUCAAAUCCCCUGAAAAGCCCCUGAUGCCCUCAAAGGAUGAGGCCAAGACCCCAGCUGUGAAGUCCCCAGAGAAACCCGCACCCCCCUCAAAAGAGGGGGCCAAGACCCUGGCUGUCAAGUCCCCAGAGAAACCCUCAACCCCCUUGAAAGAAGAGGCCAAGACCCCGUCUGUGAAGUCCCCAGAGAAACCUGCAACUCCCUCAAAAGAGGAAGCCAAAACUCCAUCUGUCAAAUCCCCAGAAAAACCCCCAACCCCCUCUAAAGAGGAGGCCAAGAUGCCAGCUGUGAAGUCCCCAGAGAAGCCACCAACCCCCUCAAAGGAGGAGGCCAAAACCCCAGCUGUGAAGUCCCCUGAGAAAGUCAAAUCUCCUGUGAAGGAGGAGGCCAAGUCUCCGCAGAAAGAAGUGGCCCCAGCCAAGGAGCCCACCCCCUCCCCUCCGAAGGAGCUGAAAGCCCCUGCAAAGGAAGAGCAGCCCAAGGAGGUGAAGGCUCCCUCCAAGCCCGGAGCUGAGGAGGGCAGGAAAGAGGAGGCUCCCAAGAAGGAUGUCCCGGCCAAGGGGGAGGAGAAGCCCGAAGAGAAGGCGGCUGCUGUGCCAGAGCCUCCGGCCCCACAGGUGAAGGAGACCACCAAGCCAGGCCCCAAACCUGCAGAAGGAAGGGCUGAGAAGGAGGCUCCGCCAAAACCUCAGCAGGAGGCUGUUGCAAAGCCAAAGGCUGAGGAGCCCAAGAAGGAGAAGGUGGAGGAGCCCAAAGCUAAAGCAAAACCCAAAGAUGAGCCCAAAGCCAGUAAAGAGCCCCCCAAGGCCGAGGCCCCCGCCAGCAAGGAAGGCAAAGCCACAGAACCGGCACCCGCCACGGGGAAGAAGUGAGCAGAGCCCCAGGCGCCAAAGAGCACCUCUGGGUGUGGGAACUGCUCCGCUCCCCUCCGAUGGCUGAGCCCGGGGUGGGGACGCCCCGCCAGGCCGGGCUUUCCCUUAGCAAUAUGUCCGUGUGAGAGAUGCAGCCCCCUGCUGCCCUGCCCCGGCGGUUUGGCCGAUAGCUUCCCUAGCAGAAUGUGAUAUUCGCCGAGCGCCACAUUUAAACACUUGAAUUAUAACCGAGGAGAAGAGACCCCAGGGGAACCGACUGCCCUUCUCCAAUAAGUGCAUUUAUUUAAUGUUAUGUGCAAUUGAUGGAUGAGUGCAAUGCAGAGCUCUAGCUGCUUGGGAGGGGGCUGGUGGGGUCCUCCCCCGGCCUGGGGGUGACAACUGUCCCUCCGAGCGGUGACCCAGGCUGCAGCUGCCUUCAGUGGGAGAGGCUGGGUGCUGCCAGAAUGCUCACAGACACACAGUGCACUAGGAACCUCAACCCACUCUUAUUUGCUUUCUGUGCAAUAACCAAAUAAAAGUGCUUACAGAGA